Scomber japonicus (chub mackerel) is the source of this 7170-nucleotide messenger RNA. It is a transcript of the gene mia2, whose product is annotated as CTAGE family, member 5. The coding region runs from base 190 to 5943 and encodes 1917 amino acids. Gene Ontology annotation, biological process: protein secretion; vesicle cargo loading; endoplasmic reticulum to Golgi vesicle-mediated transport. Gene Ontology annotation, cellular component: endoplasmic reticulum exit site; endoplasmic reticulum membrane. Lineage: Eukaryota; Metazoa; Chordata; Actinopteri; Scombriformes; Scombridae. The transcript has 26 exons. The record is from RefSeq and is a predicted model, not a curated record.
ACAGAGCCAAGCUUAGAGAGACUGGAAGAAGAAGAAAAGGUUGCAACCAAAACAGAACCAGUACUUGAAGCAGAAACAAGAGAAAAGACAACUGAGACUCAAUUAGAUCAAAAUCUCCCAUCAGAGACAGGCAGCACAGCAUCAGUCGAUGUUGACAGUGAUGGUAAGUUAGAAGAAAAGUCCCAGUCCAUGCUUGACAGCUCUUCCCAAACAGGGAGUGAAGAGGAAGAGGAAAUUUUAGAUGAUAAUGCGAAUGAGACAGAUGUAGCGGGUGAGGUAAAGAAGAAAGAGAUGGAGGGUGAAGAUCAUCAGGUGUCUGAAUCAGUAGGAAAUGAGGACGAGGUUAACAGCAAAGAGCCAGGAGAAGAAAUUCAAACUGCAAUUGACCUUGAUCAGGAUUUUGUUCCACAAAACGACAUCAGCUCAGGCUCUGUUUUCAGUUCUGAUGAUUUAAAGUCAGCGGGACAAUCUGUAAGUGAGGCUCAGGAGGUCAAAAGCGACGACAAAAUAGAAAGCGUGAAAGAGGAAGAGGCAGAAGUAGUUAGACAACAGAUUGAUAACACAGAAGAAUCUAAUGAAAUGUCUCUUGAAACUGGUGCUAGUAGUGAUGAUCAUAAAGCUGAAGGGAGUAGUAAAGAGACAGAUGUGCUUCAUCAAGAAAUUCCCACGACUCUGAGUGAUGAGUCAACAGAACACAGUCGAGUCAGCGGUGGUGCAGAAGAGAGCAGUGGAGAGAAUCUACCUUCUUUAUCACCUGACACAGCUGAGGAGAAGAAUGAACCAGAGCCUAUACAAGAUGAUAGUUUAACUACUGAUCAUUUAGACACACCAGCCAUUACUGAUAAUAACACAGAAGCAGAGACACAUCAUGAUGCGUUAGGACAGGAGUUUGAUUCGUCCCAUACUACUGAUGUAAGUGCUGAAAUGCAUGAACAGGCCUUAGAGGAGGAUACAGGGACAUUUUCCUCUCAUGAAAGCACUACCAAUCAAGAUACCUCUAUGGACAACAUACAUCUGUCCUCUGUGUCUCCUCCAAUGCAAACAAUGGCCACAAAAAGUGAAGGUGAUUCAGAUAAAUUAAAGGAAAUGGAGAACAACCUGCAACCAGCUGAAGCUGAGAAAGAGAUGUUAGACUCUGAGAAAGACUUUAUGAAGGAACAUGACCAGAAGUCUGAAAGAGAGGUAGAGACUGAGGAAGAACCAAAGGGAGAGGAAGAGCGGCUGAAGAUAGAAGAGUUAAAGGAAGGGGAGACACAGGAGGAGUUAAAAGAAGUGGAAGAAAUAAAGGAAGAGGAGAAGAUGCAUGAAUUAAAGGAGAAUGAAAAGCAGGAGGGGAUAGAAGAGUUAAAGGAAGAGGAGAAGAAGGUAGAGGACUUAGAAAAGGAAAAGCAGGAGGAGAUAGAAGAGUUAAAGGAAGAGGUGAAACUGGAGGAGUUAAAGAAGGUGGAAGAGAUGAAGAAAGAGGAAAAACAGGAGGGGUUAAAGGAGGUAGAAGAGAUGAAGAAAGAGGAGAAACAGGAGGAGUUAAAGGAGGUGGAAGAGAUGAAGAAAGAGGAGAAACAGGAGGAGUUAAAGAAGAUGGAAGAGAUGAAGAAAGAGGAGAAGCAGGAGAUAGCAGAGGAGUUAAAACAGGAGGCAGUAGAUGAGUUAAAAAGAGAUGAAAAACAGCAUGAGGUGGAGGAGUUGAAGAAAGAUGAGAAACAGGAGGGAGUGGAGGAGUUAAAGGGAGUGACGAAGCAAGAGGAAGUUGGGGGGUUAAGUGAAGGUGUGAAGCAGCAGAAAGUGGAAGAGAUAAAGGAAGAAAAGAAGAAGGAGGUGGUGGAAGAGGAGUUAAAGGAAGAUGAGAAGAAAGAGGAAGUAGAAGAGAAGAAUCAGGAGCAGGUGGAGGAGUUAAAAGAAGAGGUGAAGCCUGUUGAGGAGUUAAGGAAAGAGGAGAAGCAGCAGAAUGUAGAGGAAGUCAUGGAAGAGAAGAAGGAGGAGGUGAUGGAGUCAAAGGAAGAAGAUAAGCAGGAGCAGGUGGAGGAAUUAAGGGAAGAUGAAAAGCAGCAUAACGUAGAGGAAGAGAAGAAGGAUAAGGUGGUGGAGGAGUUAAAGAAAGAAGAGAAACAGGAGGAAUUGAAAGAAAAGGAGAUGCAUGAUCAGAAUGACACUGGCAAUGAGAAAGAAACACAAUACUCAGAAUCUGUGUUCUCUGAAACAGCCGAAAAGACUGAACAGAGUCCGACUGAAAGCUUCCAGGCAGAAGAAGAGAAGAGGGAUGCGGAGUUACAGAUAGAGGAAAAACAGGAGGCAGUAGAGGAAAUUAAAGAAGAGGAGAGGAGGGAGGUUGAUGUAAAGCAGCAGGCAGAGGAUGUAGAGGAAGAGACAAGGAGCAAAGAGGAAGACAGUGGUCAAAUAUUAUCAACCAGGACAGAGGAGAGCGAGAGGAUCUCCUUUAAGAGAGAGGAGGAUAGAAUACAGGAGGAAGAACAGAUGAAACAUGAAAUGGAAGAAAAGAGAAAGGAUAAUGAUAAGGCUGAUGUGAAGGAAAAAGAACAAGAGGAAGUGGAUCAAAAAGGAGAAAUUGAACAGACAGACAAUGAGGUGCCACAUUCAAUUCCUAAUGAAAGUCUAGAUCAUCUGGCAGGUGACAGCAGCACCACUGAGAAGAUACCAGAAAUACACUCUGAAGAUCACAAUGGAGGGGUAGCAGAAGAUGAGAGUGGAGGAGCGUUCGGCCUUUUCAAAAAUGCCUUCGGCCUCUUCGGUGAAACUCCAGGCGCUGAAAUAAAGGAGUCAACGGAACCGACCCCUAGUUUGGAUACCAACACAGGUGAGACGUCUCAGCCAGAAGCCUCUUUGACCCCUGAGCAAGAUUCCACUAUCGCUUCAAGUCAAGUUUACACUGAAGACACCACAAUCCAGCCAUCAUCUCCCUCCCUAACCCAAACCCCUUCUCACCCCAGCUCUCCAUCUCCAAACACAGAAGCGCCCCUCAAACCAAAAACCCACUCCAAACAUUACAAAACCCUCCUCGUCCACAUGAGCGCUGACGACAUGGCUAUUUUGGAGGAGCUCUUUGGGCGACACAAGCUGCAGUUUUUGGAUUUCAUUCUGGGUGGAUCAGAAGUCGUGACUAAGGACCCAGAGUCUGAGUCUAUAUUGUUUGAUAUAGAAACACUCCUGAAUCACCACGUGGAGAUGCUCACGGAUGCACCGCAGGAGGACAAGGAGAAAACCAGGACGCUCAUCGCACUUCAGAAACUUCAAAUGCUGCUGGAAAGAGUGAGACAGGCAUUUAACACAGGGGAUGAGUCAAGAAAAACUGGAGAUUCUUCUAUAAGCCUGCAUGACAACAUCCGCAGAGAUGAAGGGAUGAAGGAGAAGAAAGAAAGAGAUGGAGAAAUGAGUGGAGGCACUGGAAAAAAGAAGGAAAGUGAGAAAAGAGGAGGUAAAGAAGCGAGAAUGUCCACUGAAGAGACUGGUGAUGAGGCGUCACAGCUCGGAUCAUUACAGCAACUGGGAGAGGUAAUGAAGCAGAUCCUGGACUUUGCUCAUCAGACUGUUGAAGAUUCAUCCACUCAUGCUCGUGCAGUGGCGGAACUCCUCAUAUGGCUUUCAGUGCAGGUUGUAUCAUCGCUGCCUGAUGAUAUCAGACCCGGGCCUGACCUGUACGGGGUGCCGUGGGAGCCUGUCAUUUUCUCCAGUCUGGUGGGGCUGCUGACAAUGCUGCUGUUCAGCUGUAGAUGUUAUAGCUCUGUCAAAAGCAGACUAUAUCGAAGUAAAGAGCGGUGGAUGGCUGAGCAGUUUUCACAACUCCUGGAUGAGAAGUGUAAAGUCCUUGAGACUCUCAGCAAAUGUCAACAAGAGUAUGAUGAACUGGAGACCUCACUGAGGGACAGUGGCGUCUUGGCCCAAACUCAAAAGACAGAACAUCUGGAGGUCAAAGCUACACAGUUGGAACAUGCUAAAAGGGAGCUGGAGAGGGAUCUGGAUCAACUGAAGGAUCAGCUGGACCAGCAGAAAGAACACAGGAUAGAGCAAGAAAAGAGGAUAGCAGCACUGGAGGAGAGCAUGAAAACCUGUGAGGAAGAAGCCAAAAACCUCCAGUCGCUGGAAGAACAGGCACAAACGACUCUGAAAGUGUACAGCAUGAACAGUGACAGACUACAGAGGAACCUGGAAACAGCUGGAGAGGAGAACGCACUGCUGCAGGAGAGCAACGCUCAGUUACAGCAGCAGGUGGAGGGAUGGGCAGAACGAGUGAGUGAGUUGGAGGAGGAGAUGAGGAGGUGUGAGGCCGCCCACAACGGGAUGAUGCAGGACGUGGCCAACAAGGAUGAGCGUAUAAUGUCUUUAACAGAUCGGCUGCUGAGAAUGAAAGCUUGGGAUUCAGACCUGGAGGAAGAACGAGGCGAGGAAGGAGGAGAGGAAACAUCCAAUGGGACGGCGGAGAAAGGAGAGGAGAAUGGAAAAGGGGACGACUCACAGAGCCACCUCCAGAAAGUCCAGAAACUCAUUUAUGCUGCUAAGCUGAAUGCAGACCUCAAAUCAGUCGACGAAGACAAGGACAGAGUAUUCGCCAAACUGAACGAUGAAGUCAAAGCUAAAGAAGAACUGGAAGGGAGCAUCAAGGAGCUGGAGGAUGAGCAGUUAUCCCUGCAGUCAGACAGUGAGCACUACACAGAUCAGGUGCAGCGAUUACAACAGAAGCUCAAUAUUAUGACAGAGAUGUACCAGGAGAAUGAGCUCAAGCUACACAGACUGCUGACAGUAGAGGAGAAGGAGCGCCUGCAGAAAGAGGAGAAGUUAAACAAAGCAGACAAAAACAUUGCGUUGGCCAUGGAGGAGCUCCAAAACUACAGACGUCGUGCAGAGGAGAUGGAGGAAGAGCUGGAGAAAACCAAACAGUCUUACCAGACCCAAAUAUCAGCACAUGAGAAGAAGGCUCACAAUAACUGGCUGGCAGCGCGAGCAGCAGACAGAGAACUAUCAGACAUCAGGAGAGAGAAUGCCCUCUUUAGACAGAAGCUGACAGACACACAGUUUAAACUGGACGCCCUCGACAAAGAUCCCUACGCCUUGGACAGCCUGGCUAGACCACUGCCUUUCCGAGCUGAAAGGUCACCGUACGGUCCCUCUCCUCUGGGUCGACCCGCAUCUGAAACCAGAGCAUUCCUCUCUCCUCCCACACUGAUGGAAGGACCACCUGCUAGACUCUCUCCUAGAGUGGAGCCCCCUGGUGGCCAAGGUGAGAUGGAGCGGAGUGGAGGUCCCCACUCGGACAGCGGCUCAAUUUCUCCAACGUGGGAGAGAGAUCGCAGGGGACACAUGCCAGGACCCCCCGGGCCUCUCGGACCUCCAGGCUACAUGUUUCCAGAACCAGGAGGUCCCAUGUACAGGAGACCUGUUCCCCCUCCAGGAGCCAUGGGCAUUCUGCCUCCUCCUGGCUCCCUCCCGCUCGGUCCUCCUCUCCCCCAUCCUAGGGGCCACCCUCUCGGUGGCCCACCAAGUCGCCCCCACCCUGCAGACAUGGCAGAUGGCCCAUACAGAGAGAACAGCCUCGGACCUGGAGAACAGGAUCCCAGAGAGUCUGGUCCCAGUGAUCGAAGGACUCCCCCUGAAGCAGAUCCAAGGAUGGGUGGUGCACCCCCUCCUGGCCCACCCAUGGGCCCCAUGGACGGUCCCUUCCCUCGUAGAGCCCCUUACGGACCCCCUGAUUUCUACCCUCCCAGGGGUCCAGGGGGGCCUCCAAUGAUGCCAAUGUGGGCUCCUCCACCUCCAGGCAUGAUGUUCCCUCCUCGCUUUCCACCCGGCGGACCUCCUCACCCUCACAUGCCCUCUUACGGCCCUCCUAUGCGGGCCCCUCCACCCGACGGCCUCCCCCCUCCUUCCAUGGGUCCCCCUCCCACACAGAGCCAGUCGCCAGAGGAGCACGCACCCUCACCUCAAGACAUGAUUUGAACCCCCGACCGUGUUCCCGCUUUGAGCCUCGACGUGAUGUGUUUCUAGUUCAACUUGGGCGAGCAGGCAGCUUUUUUUUCUCCACCUUUUCCGUAACAACUAUUUAUUAACCAGGUGGAUGUAUUUAAUGAUAGCAUCAGUGGAGGGGAAAGAAUUUGCCAUCAGUAGCCUCUUUUGAGCUUGUGGCUCCUUCUUUCUCCUCCAUUUACAUCCUGUCUUGUCCUGUCUUUCCUUUCAUUCUCACGCUGCCACAAUCAUCAUCCAGCUGCAUUCCUUGUCAGGUACGGUCCCGUUGUUGUGGAGUCACGAUGAAAGCUAUUUCACAUAUAAUAGAAAAAUAACACACACCGCAGUUUGCAGUGAUUGUGCUGAUCACUGGAAGUAGACUUGAAAGUAGGAGUAAGAGGCUCUGCGUGCAUUUCUCUUCUUCUAGAUGAACAAUAAUGAAUCAUUUAACAUCAUCUAAACAAAAAGAGGAAGGCAUAUGGAGCCAGAGUGUGCAACAGUAAUUUCACAGCAGCCUCAUCUUCUCUAUGUGUGUGUCUUUAUGUGUGGGGGAUGUUACAUGUGAACCAGAAACUUGUUUCUUUGCUUGAGGAUGCCAGAAAGGUUUUUAAUUAAACAUAGGACUAAAUGUGUGUAUGUAGGAAUGCUGAAUGUGUGAAUGGAGCAUUGUUGUUAACAUUUCAUGUUGAUGACAGAGAGGAGGAAAUACAUCUUUUUAGGCUUUAAUGCGUGAUAUUUGUCAUACCAAGAUUAAUGCCGCUGUCAUCAUAAUUAACCCUAACCCUAAAAACUAGCUGUGUAACAUCUGCUUUUACACUUUGUCAGAUCAUGUAGUUUUUUUCACAUUGUUUUGUCAGAGACUGAACUGGGACCCCUAAAUCCUCCUCAGAGGUCACAUGAGACAUUUUCUAAAACAUAAUUAUAGUGCGUAAGUUAAAUUUUACCGGCUUUCUUGUGGGAUUUUGAGGAUUUAUCAUAAAAGCUGCUUUUUUCAAACAGAACAGCAGGAAACAGUGCUUUUGAUCUUGUUACAUUGACUUGCAUACGGCCUGGCUUGAAAAAAAAGGUGGCUUAUAAUAGCUGCCUGUGUUUUCUUGAAGUAAGCUGCGACUCAAAUGGACUGACUGGAUAAGUGGCUUCCUUCAGAGCCAGAGAGAUGACAUCUAUGUGAAUUUUGUAUAAAGUGAUUAUUAAUAGAUGAAUAAAGACAUGUCAAAUUGU